This is a messenger RNA of Eruca vesicaria subsp. sativa (arugula), 663 nucleotides long. Lineage: Eukaryota; Viridiplantae; Streptophyta; Magnoliopsida; Brassicales; Brassicaceae. The record is from the annotation of a GenBank genome assembly.
AUGGAGGAAGCAGCGGCGCAUCCUUAUGUUCCCAGAGAUCUGAAACUGCCUGGAUACGUUCCAAUCACCAUGUCCAUGUCAAACAUCCUCACUCUCUACCUCGGUGCUUCUCUCUUUGUUGUCACCUUCGUCUGGUUUCUACUCGGUAGGAAGAAAGCUCAUCUUGAUAGAUUGUUAAUGUGCUGGUGGGCUUUCACUGGUCUCACUCACAUGGUUCUUGAAGGCUAUUUCGUUUUCUCCCCUGAGUUUUACAAGGACAACACUUCUUGUUACCUUGCUGAAGUUUGGAAAGAAUACAGCAAAGGUGACUCGAGAUACGCAGGCAGAGACUCUGCAGUUAUAGCUGUUGAAGGCAUCACUGCUGUUAUUGAAGGUCCUGCUUGUCUUCUAGCUGUAUAUGCUAUUGCUAAGAGGAAGUCGUACAGCUACGUGCUUCAGCUUGCUAUCUCUCUAGGCCAGCUCUACGGAUGUCUUGUCUAUUUCAUUACUGCUUUCUUGGAAGGAGAUAACUUUGCAACGAACUCUUUCUACUAUUACUCUUACUACAUUUUCGCUAAUGGAUGGUGGGUUUUGAUUCCUUUACUCAUUUCUUACCGUUGCUGGAACAAGAUUUGCGAAGGUUCCAAUGGUGUGGAGAUAAAGAUGAAGAAGAAAAUCCGUUAG